AUGGCGGCGCCAAGGCCACCGCAUCCACAUGGGACGAAACUAGCGGAGAUGAAGAAGGCGGCGGUCAUUGGGGGGAGAAAGGUUGCCGGGAAGCAGGAGGACGUGCACCAGCUGCGGCUGCUGGACAACCGCUACGUUCAGUACAGGUUUCUGAACGCCCGGGGGGCAGAGGCGGCCAGGGCCAAGGCUGCUGCGGCGGAGAACUCCCUGUUCGGACUGGCUGAGAGAAUUGCUGGGCUACGAGAAUCAGUCGCUGAUAAGAGGGCAGAGGCUGAGAAGAUCAAGAGGGAUCAGAGAUUGUGCUCAAUUUUUGGUGGUCAGGUGCCGUAUUUGGAUCGAUGGAGUGAUGUUGAGGAGGAUUAUUCCAGCUGCUUGACAGGGGCAACAUCUGCGCUGCAUAACGCCUCACUAAGGCUGCCUAUAAUUGGGGGUGUUAGGGCAAACUAUGAGGAAAUCUCGGAAGUUCUUAACUCUGCUGCGCAACUACUGGAGCCGGCGUCGCCUCUUGUUCGAAAUUUAUUACCAAAGGUUGAAGAAGUUGAUGGUGUGGCCUCCAAACUUGCACAAAUAAUCACUAGUGAAAGGGACUUGAUAGAAGAGUGUGGGAAUCUACUAAAUCAAGCACACCAUAUGCAGAUGAGGGAGUACAGCUUGAGAAGCCAGCUGCUGCAGUUGAGAAGUUGA
Triticum turgidum subsp. durum (durum wheat) is the source of this 684-nucleotide messenger RNA. The record is from the annotation of a GenBank genome assembly. NCBI's taxonomy places the organism in Eukaryota, Viridiplantae, Streptophyta, Magnoliopsida, Poales, Poaceae.